This is a messenger RNA of Athene cunicularia (burrowing owl), 2519 nucleotides long. RefSeq names its product growth differentiation factor 5 (gene GDF5). Lineage: Eukaryota; Metazoa; Chordata; Aves; Strigiformes; Strigidae. The transcript is spliced from 3 exons. Gene Ontology annotation, molecular function: growth factor activity; cytokine activity. Gene Ontology annotation, biological process: SMAD protein signal transduction; BMP signaling pathway. Gene Ontology annotation, cellular component: extracellular region. Bases 502 to 1752 code for a protein of 416 amino acids. The record is from RefSeq and is a predicted model, not a curated record.
GUAUGAAUUUCCAACCCAAUAACCACAAGAUGACAGGAUGAUUCAGGCUGGCAGGGACCCCAGGAGGCCUCUAGCCCAAUCUUCAGCUCAAAGCACCUGGGCUCAGCUAUGGGAUCAAUCCGGGUUGCUCAAGGCUCGACCCACUUGGGCCUUCCAAGUUCCCAGGGAUGCAAUCUGCACAACCUUUCUGAGCAACCUCCUCUGCUGCAGGAUUGCCUUCAUGGUUCCAUUUUUUGUUCUCUUCAAAGCCAGCCUGAACCUCCUUCUUUCACCUUAGGCCUGUCAUCAGGUCUACUCUGGUCAGCUUUGGAAUGAUUCUUUUCAAGAGCCAUAAAGAAAGUACAAGGAGGCACCUCUGCUGUGCGUCAGCAGGGAGCCAGACCUGCCCACGUGCUCCCUUCACCAGUCUGUGCUACACAUGCUGAGCAGACAAAAUCCAUUCUUUGAGGGGGGCCUCCCACUGUCCGGCAGCACGCCCACCCCUGCCCAGAGGAAGCUUUAAUGCUCACAGGAGCUCCUGGUCACGACGUGCUCUCUCCAUCCUCUGCUGCUGCUCCACCCUCUCCCCCUGGGCUGCAUCUUCCCUCAGCUGCAGUUCAGUGUUACUCUGACGCAGACGCGAGGCUUCUUGCUCCGUCUCUUCAAGCUGUUGCUGUAGCUCUGCCCUGGUUUUCUCGACGUUUGCACAGUCACUGCAAAGACAAGGCUCAGUCAGAAGGACGGACAGGCCUGAAGCAUCACGGAUCCCAUUUCAGUCACUCCAGGCUGACGCUGUGGGCAGCACGGACUCUCUCAGAUGCAGAAAGAAAAGGUGUUAAUGGAAGUGUAAAACUGGAGGCUGGACUUGCCAAUACAAUAACCAGCUUUAUAGACAAAGGACAAGAUGAGCGAGCGCCAACUAUAAGAAAACAAAAAUAUAUUUUUGACAUCAGUGCAUUAGAAAAAGAUGGUUUGCUGGGAGCAGAGCUUCGAAUAUUGAGGAAGAAGCCUUCUGAUACGUGGAAGUCUCAUUCUUCUGGAAAAACUUCCCAAGUGAAAUUAUUUAGUUGCUCUACAAACAGGCAAGCAGCAACACUUCUGGACUCUCGUCCUGUCAGUAUCACAGAUACACCAAAAUGGGAAGUGUUUGACAUCUGGAAACUUUUCAGGAACUUUAAGAACUUGGUUAACUUGUGUUUUGAACUGGAAACUUUUGACAGGGGAAGAGCCGUUGAUCUCAGGAGUGUGGGAUUUAAUAGAACAGGAAGACAGGUCAAUGAAAAGGCUCUCUUCUUGGUAUUUGGGAGGACGAAAAAAAGAGACUUAUUCUUCAAUGAAAUCAAAGCUAGAUCUGGCCAAGAUGACAAGACUGUUUAUGAGUACUUAUUCAAUCAGAGGCGGAAGAGAAGAGCUCCUCUAGCAACACGGCAAGGGAAGAGGCCCACUAAGAAUCUGAAGGCAAGGUGUAGCAGAAAAGCCCUCCACGUGAACUUUAAGGAUAUGGGCUGGGAUGACUGGAUAAUAGCCCCUCUAGAGUAUGAAGCCUAUCACUGCGAAGGGCUCUGUGAAUUCCCCCUUCGAUCCCAUCUGGAGCCCACCAAUCAUGCAGUUAUCCAAACCUUAAUGAACUCAAUGGACCCAGAGUCAACACCCCCAACUUGCUGUGUCCCAACUAGGCUGAGUCCUAUUAGCAUUCUUUUCAUUGACUCUGCAAACAACGUGGUGUACAAGCAAUAUGAGGACAUGGUGGUGGAGUCAUGUGGUUGUAGGUAGCAGAACAGUUGUUCACAUGAAUAUGUUAUGAAAGGUAAUAUGACACACUGAACAUAACCUCUCCUCAAACAAGGUUAACUAGAUUUCUUAUCUCUAGGGUAAGUAUGUUUACAAGGAUGUAGCAAUAAACCCAGUGCUUCUAUAUGUCUCUCCACCAUGGGCAUAUUUCAGUAGCAUUGGGAUGCUGUCAUGCAGCCUGAUAUAAGGCCUUCUGUCAGUGACAUGAGACUAGCUCUAUCUGAAGUCCAUGACAGAGAAGAUUGUAUCUCCACACCUCUAGAUCACCUGCUUUUAGCCUCGAGGUGGUGGGUAAAGAUGGUAUCAGUGAGCUGUGGAUAUGACCUCUUCGAUCCUUUGAACAAUGUUCUUGACACUGAAAUUAUGUCUGAGUUCCAUGUGCUUUGUCCAUUAAGAAAUGUAAGAAAAGAGUCCUGAUGUCUAGAAGAGAAUGUUGUGUUCUGGUGUGCUCCCAUCUUGGUGUAAAUAGUUACACUGUAAUAUGAUUUCUUUUUGAUUAGCUCUUGAAACUAUGCAUAUAUAAAAAAGGAGUCAUUAAAUAUAAUAUGUUGAUUUAGUUUUAAGUUUUACAUGGAGAUAGAUGAUGCAGGAGGUAUUUGCUUCCAUGUAUGUUUUCCUCCAAGCUACAUAUCUUUCUUAAGUAUCCACCCUUCCAUUAUUAUGUAGCAAGAUAUAUUACUCUGUAUAAGGUCCAAGUUGUUCUCAAAUGCUCAUAGUAAAAGUGUUCAAUUAUGGCAUAAGAUGUAAUA